Molecule: messenger RNA, 2847 nt
Organism: Betta splendens (Siamese fighting fish)
Lineage: Eukaryota; Metazoa; Chordata; Actinopteri; Anabantiformes; Osphronemidae
Gene: cpt1b
Product: carnitine palmitoyltransferase 1B (muscle)
Exons: 19
Coding region: 164-2524 (786 amino acids)
Biological process (GO): carnitine metabolic process; fatty acid metabolic process
Cellular component (GO): mitochondrion
Molecular function (GO): carnitine O-palmitoyltransferase activity
Source: RefSeq, a predicted model, not a curated record
GCAGCGGCUCUGAUCUCACUACCUGAGAAAAUUCACUUGAAGGGCACUGGAGUCACACAGAGAGCACAAAGCUGCAUAUUUGACUGCCCCGCGGACACAGAGCAGAGUCAGAGCUUUGCCUGCGUGGAUUACACUGAAUCAGCUGAGGAAGUGAACCACAGAGAUGGCUGAGGCUCACCAGGCGGUGGGCUUCCAGUUCACCGUGCGCCCGGAUGGCGUGGACCUUAAACUGAGCCAGGAGGUCAUCAGGAACAUUUACCUGUCUGGAGUGACCGCCUGGAAGAAGAAGGCCAUUCUGUUCAAGAACGGUGUGUUGGCUGGAGUCUACCCUGCUUCUCCAUCCAGCUGGCUGAUCGUUGUCAUUGCCAUGAUGAGCUCCCUGUACAUCCGCGUGGACCCCUCCCUGGGAAUGAUAGAAGCCAUCGGCGAUAACCUCCCGUACAGACGCUCCUUGUCGGUUCAAACUCAGGCCGUGCUGAGCGCCAUCUUGUUCGCCACAGUUCUGUGGCUGUUCCUCAUCUACCUGCUGAGAUACUCCCUCAAGGCGCUGCUCUCCUACCAUGGCUGGAUCUUUGAGUCCCAUGGAAGAAUGAGCACUUCUACCAAAGUGUGGCUGAGCUUGGUGAAGAUGUUUUCUGGACGCAGACCGCUGCUCUACAGCUUCCAGGCCUCCUUGCCCAGACUCCCUGUGCCCAGUGUGGAUGACACCAUUCGCAGGUACCUGGACUCAGUCCGUCCCCUGCUGGACAGUGAACAGUACAACCAAAUGGCGACUUUGGCCAAUGACUUUAAAGACUCCAUAGCGUCCCAGCUGCAGAGAUACUUGGUCAUAAAAUCCUGGUGGGCGUCAAAUUACGUAAGUGACUGGUGGGAGGAGUACAUCUACCUGAGGAGCAGGAGUCCUAUCAUGGUCAACAGUAACUUCUACGUAAUGGACCUUUUGUACCUGACCCCGACGCACCGGCAGGCUGCGCGGGCCGGUAACGUGGUGCACGCCAUGCUGCAGUACAGGCGCAAGCUGGAGCGCGGCGAACACGCGCCGCUGAGGGCUUUGGGGACGGUGCCCAUGUGCUCCACACAGAUGGAGAGGAUGUUCAACACCACCCGCAUCCCUGGUGUAGAAACAGAUGUCGUGCAGCACCUCCAUGACCGGAAGCACCUAGUUGUCUACCACAAAGGCCGCUUCUUCCAGUUGUGGCUGUACACCGGCGGGCGCCACCUGUCGCCCAGCGAACUCGAGAUGCAGUUCCAAAGGAUCCUCAGCGAUAAUUCCGACCCGCAACCGGGAGAAGUCAAACUAGCGGCUCUCACCGCAGGACAGAGAGUUCCAUGGGCUCGGGCUCGGAUGAAGCAUUUCAGUCAGGGAGUAAACAGAGUGUCCCUUGACGCCAUCGAGUCAGCUGCCUUCUUCCUGGCGCUGGAUGACCAGCCGCAGGGUUAUGACCCAACAAAGACCAACUCGCUUGACAGUUACGCCAAGUCCCUGCUGCACGGGAAGUGUUAUGACAGGUGGUUCGACAAGUCCUUCAACUUGAUUUCUUAUCCCAAUGGAAAAAUGGGUAUAAAUGUUGAGCAUUCGUGGGCCGAUGCACCAAUUGUGGGACACAUGUGGGAGUAUGUCCUGGCAACAGAUUGCUUCCAGCUUGGCUACACAGAGGAGGGACACUGUAAGGGGGACGCGAACAAAGCCCUGCCUCAUCCCACUCGACUUCAGUGGCAGCUUCCAAAGGAGUGUCAAGACAUGAUUGAGGCGUCGUAUCAAAUAGCCAAGCACAUAGCUGAUGACGUGGAUUUCCAUGGUUACCUGUUUAAAGAGUUUGGAAAAGGUCUGAUCAAGAAGUGCAGGACCAGCCCUGAUGCCUUCAUUCAGCUGGCUCUGCAGCUGGCACAGUUCAGGGACCAGGGAGGAUUUUGUCUGACGUACGAGUCAUCAAUGACUCGCAUGUUCAGGGACGGGCGGACAGAGACCGUGCGCUCCUGCACCUCUGAGGCCGUGGCCUUUGUCAGGGCCAUGGAGGACACGCGUGCAACAAAAGCCCAGCGGCUCGCGCUGUUUCGGAAGGCAGCGGAAAAGCAUCAGCACAUGUAUCGUCUGGCCAUGACGGGCUCUGGAAUCGACCGUCACCUCUUCUGUCUCUACAUAAUGUCCAAGUACCUUGGUGUCGACUCGCCGUUUCUCAAAAAGGUGCUUUCUGAGCCCUGGAAGCUGUCCACCAGCCAGACUCCACAGCAGCAACUCAAUUUAGUUGACAUCAACAAGUUCCCUCAAUACGUGGGUGCUGGUGGAGGAUUUGGCCCCGUGGCUGAUGAUGGUUAUGGCGUGUCUUAUAUCAUUGUUGGGGAAAACCUCAUUACAUUCCACAUUUCCAGCAAGUUCUCCAGCCCUGACACAAACUCGGACCGUUUCGGGCAGAACAUUCGAGAGGCCAUGCUCGAUAUCCAGGCGCUGUUCCGCCCUGAAAAUGAGAAGAUGGUGGCGAACGGCGAUUACGUGCAUCUGGAAAAUGGGAAAAAGCACCUGUAGGACACACUGACAGAACCUCUGGACUGUCCGGCACACAGCUCGCAAUCUGCUGCAUUUAUGAAAAGUUUGCGCUUUGGUUGGGUCAUAUUACAGGAAGCGGUCAUUCCAAUCAACCAGGCAAAAGCAGCAUGUUACGCCCUAUUUCUUGCUACUGAUACUGUACUUUUCGAAGGCGCUGUGAAAGUUUUAUCCAUUUGAACGGUUGCUUGUCUUCCUGCAAAGUUUGUAGCAGCCUGUAUAUAUAUAAAUCAAAUGUAAAGUAAGACAUAUCAGUCUUGUGUAUAGUGUAAGAUAACUUAUUAAUACAUCUAUCUAUAAAUCUA